CUGGCGGCCGUUUCCUUACUGAAUUUCCUCUUCAAUUCGUACGCCAUUCUAAGUUUUCUAAAAAUCCGGGAAACUAUUGGCAGCCAAGUUGUUUAUUUAAAAAACGCCCUGUUUUCAGGCGGCCGCCGCACUAGUCCGGUUCAAGUUGAAGGCAAGCGAAUAUUAUUUUUAGCCAGUAGGCCACAGCUAAGUGACAUCGUGUUGUGUCUAAAAAUUUUGUUUGGCUGCGUCUGCAAAUAAAUCAAACCGAUUUCGUAUCAAAUCUUGGGAUCAAAAUCAGCUAGAGCAGAGAUGCCCAUCAUUCGGCUGGAGUCUGCGGACAAGGAGAUCUUCGACACGGAUCAGGAGAUCGCCAAGUGCUCGGAAACGAUUCGCAUUGCAAUAGAGGAUAUGGGCGAUGAGAGCGACAACAGUGUUCUUCCUUUGCCGAAUGUCAACUCGCUGAUCUUGAAGAAAGUGCUCCACUGGGCCACCUACCACAAGGACGAUCCCGUGGUUACCGAGGAGGUUGAGAACAAGGAGAAGCGCACGGAUGACAUCUCAUCUUGGGACGCUGACUUUCUCAAAGUGGACCAGGGCACGCUGUUCGAACUGAUCCUCGCGGCCAACUACCUGAAUAUCCAGGGUCUGCUCGACGUCACCUGCAAGACGGUGGCCAAUAUGAUCAAGGGCAAGUCGCCGCAGGAAAUUCGCGACACCUUCGCCAUCCAGAAUGACUUUCUGCCACAGGAGGAGGAACAGGUCCGCAAGGAGAACGAGUGGUGUGAGGAUAAAUGAAUACCAUCACCUUACCAUGACGAAAUUAAAGCUUAAAUUUUUUGUUUAA
This is a messenger RNA of Drosophila simulans, 826 nucleotides long. RefSeq names its product S-phase kinase-associated protein 1. The transcript is spliced from 2 exons. Gene Ontology annotation, cellular component: nucleus; cytoplasm. Lineage: Eukaryota; Metazoa; Arthropoda; Insecta; Diptera; Drosophilidae. The record is from RefSeq and is a predicted model, not a curated record. Gene Ontology annotation, biological process: SCF-dependent proteasomal ubiquitin-dependent protein catabolic process. Gene Ontology annotation, molecular function: cullin family protein binding. Bases 292 to 777 code for a protein of 161 amino acids.